CCUGCGUUGAUUGUUGUGCGGCGCUGCAGGUGACGUCACGUGUCCCCUCUGGCUGUGGCGCUGUUUGCAGUGAGAGCGAGAGAGGUUCGCUUGAUUCCAAGGUUCCCGCCAAAUUGGUGUUUGCGCGUGACAGUCCGCGCACUGAGAGAACUGAAAGAAGAAGCAGCGAGUGCCCGGGCGGGCAGGAGAGCUAGAGAAGCAUUAAUCGAUCGUGAGACCUUUGUUAAAAAGAAACAUGGCAUUGCAUAGCCUGCGUGGUUCGAUCCGAGUCCAUUGUCUCAAAGUCGGAACAUCAAAAUGGAAGGAGGGCUGUUGCGAAGUUAUUGAGAAGGAUAACAAAUUUUGUUUGGUUGUAAACUAUAAUGUGGGUGGAGUGCCAACAAGAUUCCAGCUAACUCAGAAUAUCAAAACUAUUCUUGUGAAACCCAGUGGCAGUGCACAGAGCCGUCUUUUGCUGACAUUGAAGGAUGCAAGUUCCCUUACCAUAGAUAAGGUUCCAUUGAAGGCUGCUGAGAAUUUAAAGCAGUUUUUGGAAAGUCUUGACAAAGCAGCUACAGUGAAAUCUACCCAUGGAUCAGGGAGCUUUAGUGGUAUUUUGGGAAACAGAAGCACCCAGAUAGAAGCAAACAGACCACUGCAUACCAAAACUCAGACUCCAUCAAAGAGCUUUGAUACUAAGGAUGAGACUCCUGUAAAGAAGCCAUUAAGUAACACUGGGAGAGUGCUAGUGAAAUCACCCCCAGGGAAUACUGCAUCUUCAGGCAGAAAUGGUAUUCACACUACCCCAUCUACACCACAAAGAACCAGUCUGAUGGAAAGCAGGAGUGAAAAAAGAAAACGAAUACAGACUCCAAGCCCAGAAAUAGUGGAAGAUUACCCCAAAGAGAAUGAUUCAUCGAUCACAAACAAAGCACUGUCAGAUGCUGGACGCAGAUUUUUAAGUAGCAGUCGUGAGAAACAGUUAAGCCUUAAACAGACAGAGGAGAACAGACAAGGAUUAAUGCCAUUGCAGUCAUCUUCUUUUUAUAGUAGCAGACUGACACCGAAAGAUUUUACUACAUCAAAUGCAUACUCAGACAGCAGAUCAUCUACAUCCAGUCAGCCCCCAUCUGCCAAAAGAAGCUUGAUUCUUCCAUCACAGCCCAGCCCUCUGUGUGUGAAAAAACUGAAACCCAAUCAAGACUAUGCUGGCUGGAACAAACAAAGGGUGCUCUCAACUCAUCCACAACCACAGCAGUUGCAAGGCUUUUCCAAUUUGGGAAAUACUUGCUAUAUGAAUGCCAUUUUGCAGUCCCUGUUUUCCCUGCAGCCGUUUGCCCAUGAUUUGCUGAAGCAGGGAAUUCCCUAUAGGAAAAUUCCACCAAAUGCAUUAAUCAGACGCUUUGCUCAUCUACUAGCAAAAAAAGACAUUUGCAGCCCUGAGGUAAAGAAAGAUCUUCUGAAGAAAGUAAAGAGUGCCAUAUCUGCUACGGCAGAGAGGUUUUCGGGUUACAUGCAAAAUGAUGCUCAUGAAUUUCUGAGCCAGUGCCUUGAUCAGUUGAAGGAGGACAUGGGGAAACUGAACAAAACAUGGAAGACUGAACUGUCAUCUGGAGAUGAUGUUCCUGGUAUAAAAGGAAAUGAUGAUCCGUCUACACGUAUAUAUACCUGUCCUGUUACCUGCAAUUUUGAAUUUGAAGUGCAGCAUUCAAUCAUCUGUAAAAUGUGCGGUGAAACUGUUAACAAGAGGGAACAAUUUAAUGAUCUCUCAAUCGACCUUCCUAGAAGAAAGAAACCAUUGCCUUCCCGGUCAAUCCAAGAUUCAUUAGACCUCUUUUUCAGGUUAGAAGACCUUGAAUAUGCGUGUGAGAAAUGUAGUGGAAAGUCUGCAACAGUAAUGCACAAAUUUAGCAGGCUACCAAGGAUUCUUAUACUUCACCUAAAACGAUACAGUUUCAAUGUGAUUCUAUCUCUUAAUAACAAAGUGGGUCAGCAAGUUGUCAUCCCUCGUUAUCUUACCUUGUCGUCGCACUGUACAGAAAGCACAUGGCCCCCCUUGUCCCUUGGCUGGAAUGCACAAACUGCAUUAAAAACACGGCCAUUAAAGUUAUCACAGUUGGUGAAUUCUUGCACAAUGAGCACGUCAACACCUCUACGAAAGCACAAAGCUGCAAACAGCUUGCCGGUUUGUCUGGAUUCCGAAAGUGAAGAUGAGCAAAUCAAACGGUGUGUCUCUCACAGUCAAAGGAUUUGUGAAAUAGAGAUGAAAGAACAACAGAAUGAAGAAAAAGAUAAGAAGGAGGCCAGUAAAUGUUCAGAUGCAGGAGAUGCAUUCUUUGAUGAGAUGAACGAUGAAGAAUUGAUGGCAGCAGUCUUGGAAAUGAGUAAAAGGGAAACAUCCUUGUCUGAAAGUCGUGAUGAUGAAGAUAAACUCUCCAGUAGCCCAGACACAGGCUUUGGAGGAGAUGACGAUGUGCAGGAGAUGGCUGAAAACCAUGAGCCAAUGGAAGAGGAUAGAUUAAAGACUGCAAAAGAAAUGGGUGUGCUUCAGUAUAGUGACAUGGCAAAAGAUUUUGAUGAGAAUAAAGAAAAUAAGACUCCAGAAGCAUCCCAGAAUGAUGACUGGCUUCAGUAUGACCUGGAGAGGGAGCGUGAGGAACAAGAGCUGCAACAGGCACUGGCACAGUCACUUCAGGAGCAGGAAGCUCGAGAAAUGAAGGAAGAUGAUGACCUCAAGAGGGCUACAGAGCUGAGCUUGCAAGAGUUUAACAAUACCAUAAUGGAUGGAAUUGUUUCUGAUGAAGAUUCUGGAAAUGAAGAGGUUCUUGACAUAGACUAUACAGAGGCAGAAACAGAGGAGUUAAAGAAAAAUGCAGAGACUGGAGAACUUCCACAUUCAUAUAGACUCAUCAGUGUGGUCAGCCAUAUUGGAAGCUCCUCUUCUUCUGGUCAUUAUAUCAGUGAUGUGUACGACAUCCGCAAGCAAGCUUGGCUUACAUACAAUGACCUAGAAGUGUCUAGGACCCAAGAGACCACUGUGCAGAGUGACAGAGACAGAAGUGGCUACAUAUUUUUUUACAUGCACAGAGAUGUAUUUGAUGAACUUGUAGAAGAAGCAAAGAAAUCCCAGCCUGCCCCCACGGAACUUAAUCGGCCGACUAGGCCACCUCUGUGACAAUGACAGAUAGCACCUCUGCAUUUGCACAAACUGUUGAUCCUCUUGGGUUCAUUUGGUUACGAAAGAACAUUACUUUCUGCAGCCAUUUGCAACCAGUUGGCCAUUUAGGUCCUAAAGGGCACAUGUUGCAAGCCCUUUACUUACAGCUGGUACAGCGACUAUGAGAUGUGCCGAGACCACAACACACCUUGAAAAUUGACUUUAAAGUGCUUUGUUGCCAGACGACCACUUUUGUUGGCUAUAAAACAGAACUCCGGCACUGUAUAUUUAUUGAGAUCUGGGCUACUCGUAUUGGUCUCUACAGCAAUAAGAAUCUUUGAAAUGCCUCAAGUACCUUCCAUCUAAAGGCAUCUCUCUGACACUACACUGUUAUGGCACUGCAGUCAAACGAAGAGAAGGCUGCUGUUUAUGUUUGUAAUUAACUGCACUCGUUUUUUUUGUGCAGUCUGACCAAAGCUAGUGCUUGUGCUGUUCAAUGAAUUAUGGACGUUGCCGUCUGAUUGAUUCUUUACACACUGCAGUCUUUGAGUUGAACUUUUUUUUUUUUUUUUUUUUUGAAAAAUGCAUUUAUAUGAUACAGAUAUAUCCUUUUGUUAUGAAUUUCCAACUGGUCUGUCACUGCAAGACGGCAAAUUUAAGGUUUUUUUCCCCACACUUGCUAAAUAAAAGCAAUAAGACGGGAACGUGACAAGAUUGUGUAUGCGGCGGCCACCUUUACAGAAUUCUCUAUCCUGCUGAAAUGAGACAAUCGCUUCUGCACACUUAAUGGCAUCCUCUUGCUUUAACAGUUUGUCAAUUUUUCUUUGGUUUAAAGCCUUUAUGGUAGCGUUGUAUUUUAUUUUAUUAAUCUGGGCAUUUUAUUUGGUCUUACAUAUUCUAUUUGUAUUUGACUGAUUCAGUGCAAAUAUAAAACUUUUAAUAGAGCAAAUUUCAAAAACAGUUUCUAGUAAAGCGGGAAAUAAAUCCUA
Xenopus laevis (African clawed frog) is the source of this 4125-nucleotide messenger RNA. It is a transcript of the gene usp37.S, whose product is annotated as ubiquitin specific peptidase 37 S homeolog. Gene Ontology annotation, molecular function: cysteine-type deubiquitinase activity. The coding region runs from base 236 to 3154 and encodes 972 amino acids. The record is from RefSeq and is a predicted model, not a curated record. Gene Ontology annotation, biological process: protein deubiquitination; ubiquitin-dependent protein catabolic process; G1/S transition of mitotic cell cycle. The transcript has 24 exons. Lineage: Eukaryota; Metazoa; Chordata; Amphibia; Anura; Pipidae. Gene Ontology annotation, cellular component: cytosol; nucleus.